Molecule: messenger RNA, 890 nt
Organism: Tigriopus californicus
Lineage: Eukaryota; Metazoa; Arthropoda; Copepoda; Harpacticoida; Harpacticidae
Product: sialate O-acetylesterase-like
Biological process (GO): carbohydrate metabolic process
Molecular function (GO): sialate O-acetylesterase activity
Source: RefSeq, a predicted model, not a curated record
CAUCAAUUGCUGUUGUGAGAUUGCGUUGGGCAAUCGAUCAAUCAACAUGAGUUUGGGAAUACUUAAGCUAUUAGGACUUAUUGCAGUCCUCGGAGCUGGAACAACAUUGGCCCAGGAGUGCACUGGCAUCUUGAGUUUACCCAGAUAUUACCAAGAACAAAUGAUCAUUCAAGCCGAUGGAAAUCCCAAAAUAUGGGGAUAUACGACCAAUGCCGAUUGUCCUGUUUACGUGGAAGCUUCCUGUCAGGACGAAAAUGGAAAUGAACGCUUUGUUUCAGCUCAUACUUCCAGUUUUGAGAAGCAAGGCGAUACCAAUAUCUGGGAAGUGAUUAUGGAUCCAUUAGGCUCUUCUGGAGACAAAUGUACUCUCACAAUCAGUCUUUGGGAUGAUCCACAGGGCGCCAUUACCUUAACAACUAUCCUGGGCGACGUGUGGGUAUGUUCUGGUCAAUCAAAUAUGGAGUUAAAAAUGAAUCAAAUUGAAAAUGCCGACGAGGAGAUCCUGAAUUCGGCCAAAUAUUCGAAUAUUCGAAUAUAUCAAUUGGCUCAUCAUACUUCUGAACAAGAGGAAAAUGACAUAUUUCAAGGCUGGGACGAAUGGUAUACACCUGAUGAGUCCUCUAAACUCUCUUCAUUUUCGGCUGUGUGCUUUUUGACUGCUCGUUAUCUGACUGAUCUCAUGGGAGACAACAAACGGGUUUUUGGUUUGAUUGAAGCCUCUUGGGGAGGGACCAGAGUCGAGGCGUGGUCUAGUCAAGAUGCGCUAGAUUCUUGCAAUGUGGAGCCGUCCAUUCUGCCUGAUCAGCCUUACAAUUCCAAUUCAUAUCUUUGGAAUGGUAUGAUCCAUCCACUACUGAGGACAACUGUUAAAGGAUUUCUGUGGUACCAAG